Molecule: messenger RNA, 2422 nt
Organism: Prorocentrum cordatum
Lineage: Eukaryota; Dinophyceae; Prorocentrales; Prorocentraceae
Source: the annotation of a GenBank genome assembly
CAGGAACUCCAGGGUUGGGCUCUCUAACAGUGGAGGCCUCCCGUCGGAGGCCUCCGACCCCCCUGUGGGAGGCCUCCCGUCGGAGAGCGGCCCGCGCGACGGGGCACUGGUCCUGCCGUGGCCCUCCCCAGGGCCGCCCCAGGGGCCCGAGGCUGCCCGACCGCCCCCUCGCCCCGCUCGUCGUGGGGGCGCCGCCUCCCGGAGUGCCCGAGGCGGUCAACGACUUCUUCAAGGGACCGCUCCGCGCGCUGCCCGAGCUUGAGGCUGCCCUGAGGCCUAAGGCCGCACCGGUUGACCUCACGGCCCAGCUGACGCAGGUGGGCUCGCCUGGGGUACCCCGGCCGCUCUGGCUCGUCAUCGCCGCGUCCGUGCCGACGGCGCUGCUGUGGUAUGGCGCAGGCUACAAGCUCCUGGUCGAGGAAGAGAUGUACGUCGCUGACGUCGGCCGGCCUGGCCCCGACGGCGAGCCCGGCCAGGCCAAGGGCUUCGGGGGCCCGGGCACGCUGGGCCCCUUCGUCCUGGGGUUGGCGCUGGGGCCGCUGGCGGCGCUCCUGGGGCUGCCUGGGGGGGAGGCAUGGUCGGCAGUCGGCUUUGUGUGGAUCUACUACACGCAGUACCUCCUCUACGCGCGCGUGAACGAGUUGUACGAGUCGGAGGGCCUGGCUCCGCCCCUGCACGUCUGGUGGCUGGUCUUCCCAGGCUUCAACCUCAUCAUCGGCCUGCGGCAGGUCCACUUCCUCUCGAAGUUCUGGGCCACCCAGCGAGGCUCGGCAUCGCCGCGUGGCUCUUUCUUGGCGCCUUCGGGGGCCCUCGUUGCCGCAGAGGCUGGACGCAACCUCGAGCACUGGACUGGUCUGACGCUUCCCGGGGCCCGGGGAUUGACUUCGAGCGGAUUCGAUCCAGGCCUCCUAGAUGUGGCCGGAGCAGAGGGGGUCGGAGACUCGUGUCACACUGCCGAUGCAUCGCCGAUGCGGCUCGAUGUGGAGCCCGACUUGCUUCACGUCGACGUCGCCGAUGCAAAGCCGACGUCGACGAUGCAUGGCCGGUGCAUCGCCGAUGCAUCGCCGAUGCAUGGGCGAUGCGGCGCGAUCCUCCGACGCCAUCUAAUUAUUCCGACCCCAUUUAGACUCAUUUAGACGGCCUCUACUUGAUAUGCCACCAUGACGAGAGCAGGAUUCGAGGGCUGGGGAGGGGACCCGGAGGCCGAAAAUAGCGAAGAGCCUCCCGCCGUGAUCUUUUCAUAGCGCGAGAGGGGGUCUGGGAUGUGCUGUGUCGCCAGGACGAGAGCAGGAUUCCUGGUGGAGAGGGGUCCCGAGGUCUCUUGCGCCGUGUGCAGCGCCCAGGGCUCCCUUUCUCUCCACAGGGGCCCGAGGCCGUCGGCGAGAGCGGCUCAAGAGGAAGGCGCCAGGCCUGGGGGGACCCCGCGAAUGGGAGGACCCAAACACGACAAGGAGGACCCAACACACGGCAGGAAAGGACCCAAAGGCGACAAGGAGGACCCAAACACGACAAGGGAGGACCCAAACACGACGAGACAGAGACACGUUUCACGAACACCAGCGCACCCAUGACCCCCUGGGCCCAGGACCCGCUCCCAUGGGGACGAGCCUCCCCGCCUUUCCAGAGAGGCGAGGCGCCCAUGGCCGACGCCGUGGUCGACUUCUUCCCCUUCAUCGGGAGCGAGCGCUACACCUGGCGCGAGUUCUUGCGGCGCCCCUCUCUCUGGUGCUCCCCCCUUCGGGACGUGCCGGAUCUGGAGCUCGAGUUCUUGAAGGAAGCGUAGGGCCCCGUGCUGCGCGCGGAACGUCGUCGUCGUCGUCGACAUUGGCGUCCCAGGCCACGACCAUGACAGCGUCGUGGGCCGAAGACAGCCGCGCUUUUGUCUGGCUGCGACGCUGGAUGUCUGGGGCAGGCAGUGUGCAAUCUCGGGCCCCCGCGCGGACGUGCCCCGCGCCUGCGGCCCUCCGCCGGGCCGCGCUGCGUAUGCCGCUCGACCAAAGGAGGUGGCCGCGCGCUUGCAUCUCUGGCUCCCGUGCGUGCCCUUCCCUCUGCCUCCUUCGUCUCCUGGAGGCGGAGUUCUCGCGCUCGGUAGUCCUUGGUGCCUGCUGGGCCCAGCGCCGCCGCGCGCGCCUCCCGCGCGCGGCGUGCGCGCGCGCGGUUUUCCACUCCGGAUCACGCGUCUGGCUUCCGCUUUCGGUGCGGCCAAUUCCGCGGGGCCUCCGCGUGCGCGGCGGCCCCCGCAGCCGAAGCGCUGCGGCCUUGCCCUUCGCGCAUUGCGCGUUGUCCCGCACAGACUGGGCCAGGGCCCCCGCGCACCCAGCGGCCUCGCCUUUGCGCGUGGUCUGUGUUCCCCGCACAGAAUGGAUCAUUGCAGCCGCGCACCCGCUUAUCACAAAUCACCAGGCUGCAAGAGUCCCUCGUG